GCCACUGCUAACCAUUGUGCAGACAUCAUGGGUACGGUGCUGUCUCUGUCUCCCAGCUACCGCAAGGCUGUGCUGUUUGAGGACGGCCCAGCCACUGUGGGCCACUACACAGCUGUCCAGAACAGCAGAAACGCUAAGGAUGCUGCUGCAGCAGCUGGAAAAUCCCUCAAACGCCCCUCUAUCAUCAGUGUGUUGCCAUGGAAACGCAUUGUGGCUGUAUCGGCAAAGAGGAAGGGCUCCAAGAAGUUGCAGGCAGAGGGUGGGGAUGGUGGUAAAGGGAGCCCUCUGGAUGGCCAUGUCACAGCCACGGCCAACUCAGCCUCCAGUAGCCUGAAGCUGAAGAAGUCUCAGUCCUGUGCUAACCUUUCCUCUUACUCCUCAAGCCAGGAUACUACCACCACUACCUCCUCCAACCUGCCCGUCUCCAAGACCUUGGCUAAUGUAGCUACUGUUGCUGCCAAAAAGAAUUCCCUCACAGGUUCCGGGAUCCAAACGUCUACUGCAACGGGCACACCAAAACGUGUCAUUGUCCAGGCAUCCACCAGCGAACUGAUGCGUAGCCUGGGUGAGUUCCUGUGCCGCCGGUGCUACAGACUGAAGCGUUUAUCCCCGACCGACCCGGUGCUGUGGCUGCGCAGCGUUGACCGCUCCCUCCUGCUACAGGGCUGGCAGGAUCAGGGCUUCAUCACUCCAGCUAAUGUGGUCUUCCUCUACAUGCUGUGCCGCGAUGUGGUCUCAUCCGAGGUGACCUCAGAGCGCGAGCUGCAGGCCUCACUGCUCACCUGCCUGUACCUUUCCUACUCCUACAUGGGAAACGAGAUCUCCUACCCACUGAAGCCCUUCCUGGUCGAGGCGGAGAAGGAUGCUUUCUGGGACCGCUGCCUAGAGAUCAUCAAUCGCAUGAGCGGCAAAAUGCUCCAGAUCAACACAGACCCGCACUUCUUUACCCAAGUGUUUGCUGACCUUAAGAACGAGAGCAAGAAAGAAGAGGAGAAGACCAAACUCUUCAUAGGGCUUGACCGAUAAGAGGGAGCUGGGAGGAGGAGGUAAAGAUGGAUGGAUAGAAAAAUAGGUUGAGAAUGGAUGGACUAAUGUAAUAUAGCGUAGGGACACCUUGGUGCAGUACUGUUGUCUGGCGUCUCUACUAGUAAUCAUUUACCAAACGCCUUGUUUGUGACCCAGAACAGAGAGCUUCUGGGAGUAACCACUGUGUUUUAAUCAUCUGAAUUUGUGUAAUGAGCAGAACCACAUGGAAUCUGAAGACGCACAAUUGUUCAAAACAUAUUUUCUUUAUAUUUUAAACAAAUAAAGAAAAAUGUAGCUUAUCUCUACCCCAAACCAGCUUUAUUUGGCUGAUUAUCCUUCUGGAUCAUUGCUGAAAACUGUAAAAAAAGAUUCUAUUAACUAACAAACAGAGGCACUAACUAAUCUUUGUCUCGCCUGAUGGCAGAAAUUGGCCUACAGGGAACGUUAACUACAACAAUGCAGAUCAAAUCACAGUUGCUGUAGGAUGUGGCCACGGCAUCAUCAGCCACAUUAUUGGACAUGAUUGGAUCUGAUUAGAUUCUCAGGGGUGUCAUGCUAUCCAAUGCCUGGAUCAACGGGCACAGGAUUUGACAAUAACAAACUUUAAGUUAGAGAUACCAUAAUUUGCUUUUAAGGACAAUUUAAUUGAUAACACCGACGGAUGUUUAGCAAACACCUGGUCAAUAGGGCUGGUGCUGUGUAUGUCCAGACAGAAUCUGCAGACUCAGAUAUCUUCAGAUUUUUCACAGAUUUUCCACAGAUUUUAAACAAACUAAAACAAAUACAAGACAAAAUGUUAACACAUCUCCAUGGGAUGCAGAAAAAACAGUACACUGACUUCCACAGAUUUUCCAGAGAUUUUAAAUGACUUAAAAAUGUAUUAUUGAAACUCAUAAUGUUAACAGUUAAGCAGAUUUUCCCGCAGAAUUUCGACUGAUUUAGAAAAAUGAGAAAGAAAAAACAGUCUGCUACAUUCUGCAGAUUUUAAUUCUGUAUCACCUCUCCUUUUGAGUCUGCUGAUGUGAAAUUAACAGGCUGUGAGAAAGGGAUAUUUAUCAUUUUUAUUUUUUGCCUCAGGCUCAGAGACAUGCAUCAGUCUGACCUGUACCUUGUUUCAGUGAGAUAAGAAAUGCAAUCAAUCAAUGCAAUUAUU
Molecule: messenger RNA, 2179 nt
Organism: Etheostoma cragini (Arkansas darter)
Lineage: Eukaryota; Metazoa; Chordata; Actinopteri; Perciformes; Percidae
Product: cyclin-dependent kinase 5 activator 1-like
Exons: 2
Coding region: 28-1026 (332 amino acids)
Biological process (GO): activation of protein kinase activity; positive regulation of cyclin-dependent protein serine/threonine kinase activity; brain development
Cellular component (GO): cytoplasm; protein kinase 5 complex
Molecular function (GO): protein kinase binding; cyclin-dependent protein serine/threonine kinase activator activity
Source: RefSeq, a predicted model, not a curated record